Molecule: messenger RNA, 1158 nt
Organism: Babesia microti strain RI
Lineage: Eukaryota; Apicomplexa; Aconoidasida; Piroplasmida; Babesiidae
Exons: 4
Coding region: 1-1158 (385 amino acids)
Source: RefSeq, a predicted model, not a curated record
AUGAGUGUGUCAGAUGUGGUGAAUUUGGAGCGUGAGUUGAGAUGUGGUGUUGAGUACUUGGCUAAUGUCAAUAAGGAGCUUGAAAGUGUACAUAAUGUAGUAGAUUCGGUGUGCAUCGAUUACAUUCGCGCAAAUAGAGCGUUAAAUGGCAGUGACUCUGAAAACUUAUUGCUAUACCAGAGACUAGAAAGAUGGAGACAUCAAGUAGGACAAAUUGCUCAAAUCCUAUCGCUACAUCGAGAGAACAAGUUUGUAAAGGCUCAAACUGCAGAGAAACAAUUCAUGGAUUGCAUUGGUACUAACAAUGAUACGAUCACUAAAGAUUGUGAGUGCUAUGGAAACGUAUUGAGAUUCAAAAGGGGGGUUCUUGCACUUAAAUUUGCGGGGGAUUUUGCCAGAAAAUCCAACAACCUUUCGGAGCUUAUUAGCGCGAUUAUCAUAAAGGCUGGCGGAGAUCCGAACGACUACAAACACUGUUUACAUGCCCUUUCAGAUGUAUCAAAACUUUUUAAAUAUGUUAUAAGUGACUCAGCUUCCACUACUUCCAUGAAGAAGGGAGGGGAAUCUGUUUUUGCCAACAACAUUUUAAGGCAAUUUCUUAAGAUAAGUGUAGAUGCCACUGAAACAUAUGCUAGUGAUUAUUCUACAUCGAAUGAAUUAGCAUUGGUGGAACUGGUGAAGUAUAUCCCCAAGAGCAAUUUUGUUGACAAUUAUAAGAAUGCGGUGGAUAGUAUUAAAUCCAUUAAUUAUGAAGCAGAUGAAUCUCCAAUCACAUUCUAUUUGUUCAAUUUGGAGAAGAAAGGAGGGAUAGGGAAGGUUAUUGAGCAUUUACUCGAGAAUAGAGGUUUUGUAAAUUUGGUAAAGAAUUACAUUCAUCCACACGACGUACAUGCGUACUAUUUUGACAUUACAACCACCAGGGAUAUUAUGAGAAAGAUACAUAACCUGCAAAAUAAACUAAUACAAGCCACAAUUCUAGAGUACAGUUUAAAAAUUAUGAAUGCAAUAACAACCGUACUAUCAUCCCCGAAUUAUCCACAAGGAGAUAUUCAUCUAAAUGAAGCGAUAUACAGGGCUUUUGUGGCAGUGACUUUCAUGAUCAACUGGGAAGAUCGUAUGUUGUCCAAUGUGUGGGAUGGCAUGCCUUUUUUAGAGUAA